This is a messenger RNA of Pistacia vera, 587 nucleotides long. Its product is annotated as early nodulin-like protein 3. The record is from RefSeq and is a predicted model, not a curated record. The coding region runs from base 90 to 467 and encodes 125 amino acids. The transcript is spliced from 3 exons. Gene Ontology annotation, molecular function: electron transfer activity. Gene Ontology annotation, cellular component: plasma membrane. Lineage: Eukaryota; Viridiplantae; Streptophyta; Magnoliopsida; Sapindales; Anacardiaceae.
UUUCUUAACAGAGGUUUGACAGAUCACCAGCUGAGGUGGCUCUAUCAGCUAGAUAACCGUUGAAUUUCAUUUUAGUAAUUGUUGCAAGGAUGACGUUGAGUUGCGCGGUUUUGAAAGUGGUGGCAAUGGUGACCAUAGUGGCAUUGAUGCCUUCUCAAUUUGUAUCUACUGAUGCAGCAAUUUAUGAUGUUGGCUGGUCUCCGAACACUGAUCUGCAGGCAUGGGCGGACAGCAAGACUUUUUACCCCAAUGACUCUUUGGUGUUCAAAUACACGCCGGAGUAUAAUGUUCUGGAAGUCACCCAACUUGCAUUCAUGAAUUGCCUAACUACAAACCCAGUUAGUGAAUAUAAUAGUGGUCCUACCAUGAUCAAGCUUGGUGAACCAGGAACACGAUUCUUCAUCUCUGGUGGACCUGAGAGCUGCUUAAUUAAGCUCUCCAUUGAUGUGGUCUCUCUCCCAGUCUAGGCUCGCCAGUGACAAGACCAGCAACUGUUGCCCACAGCAAAAGCUUUUGUUUUAUACGGUGAAGUUAAACGGAGGUCCUGCUGGUCUUGAUGGUUCAACUAGGGUUUAGGGUCAUGGGAA